AUGUCAAUAGACAUGACAAUAGAAAACUGUUUUGUACCGACCUCUGAGAUCAUUGCUGUAGAAGAAACCGAACCUAACAAGAAACAGCGUAAUGUUGGCAAAUGGCAAAAAAUGGCAAAGCCACAUGCUUUCACAGUGUACUAUGUGAAGAAAGCCCGAAAUCACCGCUGGCGGUGCAGUGAUGUAACGUUUUGGUGUGUUGAUGAGCACUUGUGUAAUCAGUGGGUACAGGCGCUGAAAGAAUUACUUGAAAUGCAGAAGUCUAGACCAAAGCAGUUGCUUGUGUAUAUUAAUCCAUAUGGAGGAAAACGACAAGGGAAGAGGAUUUAUGAACAGAAAGUUGCUCCACUCUUCAGUCUGGCUUCUAUCGCCACUGAUGUUGUUAUAACUGAACAUGCUAACCAUGCUAAGGACAACUUAUAUGAAGUUAAUAUUAAUAAAUAUGAUGGUGUUGUUUGUGUUGGUGGGGACGGCAUGUUCAGUGAAGUGAUGCAUGGUCUCAUUGGAAGAAUGCAGAAGGACUCUGGCAUAGACCAAAAUAAUCCCAAAGCACCAUUAGUCCAGUGCAAUAUAAGGAUUGGCAUAAUUCCUGCUGGAUCAACAGAUUGCAUAUGCUAUUCAACUGUUGGCAUUUCUGAUCCAGUAACAUCAGCUCUUCAUAUUAUUGUAGGUGACUGUCAGCCUUUGGAUGUCUCUUCUAUACAUCAUAACAACACGUUUUUGAAGUACUCUGUAUCAUUGCUGGGUUAUGGUUUUUAUGGAGAUAUAUUAAAAGAUAGUGAAAAGAAGCGGUGGAUGGGUCCGAUGAGAUACGACUACUCAGGCUUCAAGACUUUUCUUUCUCAUCAUUACUAUGAAGGAACAGUUUCUUUUCAACCAGCAAAACACACACUGGGAUCUCCACGAGAUAAAGAUAGCUGCAGAACAGGAUGUUACAUUUGCAAGGAAAGUGAGCAACAGCUGGCAGAACAGCACAAGGAAUGUGGAUUAAAACGUAAAGAAGAUGAAGAAGAAUGGAAGGUUAUUAAAGGGAAAUUUUUAGCCAUCAAUGCAGUAAAUAUGAGCUGUGCCUGUCCACGAAGUCCAAAAGGUCUUUCACCAGCAGCCCAUUUGGCAGAUGGUUCAGCUGACCUCAUUCUAGUUCGUAAAUGCUCCAGAUUUGAUUUUCUACGGUAUCUUGUCAGACAUACAAACCAAGAGGAUCAGUUUGACUUCUCAUUUGUAGAUGUUUAUCGGGUGAAGAGUUUUCAGUUUACAUCGAAGCUUUCAGAAGACAACGAAAGCAGUGUCACGGACAUAGGAAAGAAACGUUUUGGCCAGUUCUGCAGAGAUCAUCCAGCCUGUUGCUGUAAUAUUGCUAAUAGCACCUGGAAUUGCGAUGGAGAAACUCUGGACAGUUCCGCAAUUGAAGUGAGGGUUCACUGCCAGUUAAUGAAACUGUUUGCAAGGGGAAUCGAGGAAAACUGUAAAGAUGAAGCUGCCUACAACCAGAGUGGUGUUGAACAAUUACUAUAGACAUUGUUCCUCCAAUGAGGAGAAGAAAAAAUAAAAGCUCAAGGAAAUUGAGUAAAUAUGCAUUUUAGUCAAAUUGACAAGUAUUUUAAAAUUUUAGAUUUUUUUUUUGAUGGCUUCAGUAUAAUUUUAGACAUCUUAUUGCAUUGUGUCAUUUUUUUUAAAACAUUGUAGUCAUUGAAGUAUAUCUUGGAGCAAUGUAAUCUAAGUUAUGUUAGAAAAGAGACAAUUGGCAUAUAUAUAUGUAUUCACGAUGACUGAUAAAUUCUCUGUGCUUUUCUAGAGAGCUAAUUUAGCAGUUGUGUUGCAAUAAUAUUAAAAUGUUAUAAAACCUUGGACUUUCCAUUGUCAUCAAACCAAGAUAUCAAGACAAGAAGGGUCUGAGAAGACGUUUUCUGCUGGGAGUGUUAUGUAGUUGCAUGUGGCUUAAAUGCUGGACAAUAGUGUUGUCAUUCUCAUCUUUUUUUUUUUAGUAAAAUCUUUCAUUUUGUAAUUCUGACUAUACCUUGCAACUUAUCAAUGCAAUUCAAACACACAUUCCUGGCUUUAAGUAAUAACAAUAAGAGUUUAGAAAUACUUGGAAAAAUAAAAGCACAUCUGUAUACAGAUCAUACUUUAUCCUAUAUAUUCUAUUUAUAAAGGCUUCCUUGCAUGAUGCUUUUUGGGAUUAUAAAGGGGUUUAUGACUGUUUGGAAGAUACCAGAUACCACACACAGCAACUGAAAUGUCUUGCAAGCAACUCGCAGGGAUACUUAUAAUACCAGGAAGGCACAGACAAAGGAAAAUACAAAUAUCUCUGAAACACCAGCAAGUUUUAAAUCUUUUAAAAUAUCUAAAAGUAACAUAUGAAAAGCUUCCCUCUUCAGUACACAAUUCUGUGGAGAUUCUGCUACAUAUGUGAAAAUGUCUUCUCAAAAUAAGAUGUUGGAAUGUUAAGUUUAAAAAUAUGACUUGAUGAUUACAUUUUUUUAAAUAACAUCUGUUUAAAUAUGAAACAAAAUAAUUUGUUUUGUGAAAGCAAGGGAAGAAACUGGCAUCUGAUAAAUCACGAAUUCACUGUGCUGAUUUGUUUUUAUAGCAAAAAGCCAUUAGACUAUCGUGUAUAGCUAUGGAGUGGUUAUUUAAGUUGUGUAUGGAUUUGUGUAUUGUGACACAUGUGUGUUCUGUGUGUAGCCUUGGGGCUAAAUUUUGCUUUUCUCGUACAUAUUUAUUCCUGUUUGAAGAUCAGAAGUUAGCCCCU
Nipponia nippon (crested ibis) is the source of this 2752-nucleotide messenger RNA. Lineage: Eukaryota; Metazoa; Chordata; Aves; Pelecaniformes; Threskiornithidae. The record is from RefSeq and is a predicted model, not a curated record.